UGCGCUGUGUGUAUAAAAGCGUGCACGAUGCGUGGUACCUGUAUGAGGUGGUAUAGCGAGAGCUUGACUUUGGAAUACACAAGUAUGUGAAUGAUAAAAAAAAAAGAGAAGAGAAGAGACUGGAUCCGCGUGUUGAUGUGUGUGUGUGCGCGCAUGUAAAGUGGUAUUAUACACGCUACGCAUAUGCCAAGUAUGUAGUACGCCCCGAUCAAGGCCUCGCAUAUAGCCGCCGCCGCCGCCAAGCGAGUAUAGUGACAGAGAGAGAAUGAAUUUCGACAAGUCCCUCGGCACAUGUGACAAUACGAUAUAAGACGCCGCCGCCGCGUAGCGUGUGCUGUUGUCUCUGCUGCUGCUGCUGCUGCUGCUGCUGCACCACUUGUGUAUGCAGUUCUCCAUAGCGAUACACUUGUAUACUGCUUAAAGUCCCAAAAGAAUCAGUUUGUACAUUGACAGUGUCGUGAAAGUAUACGGUUGUCAACAUGUUUGCCAAAAAGAAAAAGAAGCCUCAGAUAUCCACGCCGACCAACUUCGAGCACAGAGUGCACACGGGAUUCGACAAGCGAGAGGGAAAAUUUGUGGGACUACCUCUGCAGUGGGCAUCCAUCGUUGGAAACAAUCAGAUCCUUAAAUCUACCAAUAGACCAUUACCACUGGUGGAUCCUAGUGAAAUUACCCCUACAGAGAUAUUGGAUCUCAAAACCAUUGUACGAGGUCACAAUGACGUCAGAUUGGUCAAGUCGGCCAUGGAGGAGCGUCCAGAGAAUCACUUGCCCAAAGUCAGUAGCGUCGCCAGGUCCAAUUCGCUCAGAUCGUCGAGUCCUCCAAGGUUGAGGAAAGAUUACAGAAAUAAUGCUAACUUGCCUCCAUCCGUGCCAGAAGGUCAAGAAAUGUCCGUGAAUCCUGUGUCAAUGCAAGUGUAUCCCAAUAACAACAAAGCUCAUGGGUAUAACGACAAAAUGAGGCCUAGUUCUACUAGUUCUGGUUCUGCAUUACCUAAUUUAGGCCAUAAUAUGAUUCCAAAUUUACAAAACAUGAAUCCUAAUAUGCAGUCUUCACCAAGCUUGCCUCACAUGGGACCUAGUGCACAGAAUUUGUCAAUGAAUUUCCAGAAUUUAAGCCCCAUACCAAAUGUGCAGAGUCCAUCAAGUGCAAACGUUCCACAGAUGCAAGAUGAUUUCCAUAGAGUAACUCCAACAGUGCCUCCUGUAAUUCCUAAUCACUACAAUGGUAAUAUGAAACCACCACAGAUCAAUCAAGUUCCAGUAUCACAAAAUAUGAUGAUGCAUCCUCCUAAGGUUUCACCUGUUGGUUCAAUUGCAUCACAACGUCCAUUGAGCCAAUUAAGCUCGCACAAUAUUACUAAACAUGCUCAAAGUUAUGGGGUUCAAGAAAAUCCAAAUUACCAUUCGCACUUGCAGAAUAAACCUAUUGAAUCUUCACAGUCAAUGCAUAAUCUUUCAAAGGCUGCUGCUCAAGUAGCAAUGCCUGGAACAAUUCCUGGAGUUAGUUCUUCAACAGACCAAAAUCAGAAUAUGAAAGGAGCUAUGUCUUCUGGCAAUUUGGUUCACGGUGCUGCAGCAGCUGCCAACAAUGCUGCUAAACAGAAUUCAGAUCAACGACUGUCUCAUGAGCAAUUUAGAGCUGCACUACAGAUGGUGGUAAGUAGUGGUGACCCACGAGAAAACCUCGAAAAUUUUGAAAAAAUUGGUGAAGGUAGUACAGGCACCGUCUGCAUAGCCACUGACAAAGCAACUAAUCGUCAAGUUGCUGUUAAGAAGAUGGACCUACGUAAACAGCAGCGACGCGAGCUUCUUUUCAAUGAAGUCGUAAUCAUGCGAGAUUAUCAUCAUCCGAACAUCGUUGAAAUGUACGAUAGUUUUCUGGUCAACGAUGAACUCUGGGUCGUCAUGGAAUAUCUCGAAGGAGGCGCCCUGACUGACAUAGUAACAAAUUCACGAAUGGACGAGAGUCAAAUAGCGACGGUUUGCCUUCAGUGCCUUAGACCUUUACAGUACCUGCACUCUCAGGGUGUCAUUCAUCGAGAUAUUAAAUCCGAUUCCAUCCUGUUAACUUCGGAUGGUCGAGUCAAGUUGUCAGACUUUGGAUUCUGUGCUCAAGUCUCUCAAGAACUGCCCAAACGAAAAUCUCUAGUUGGUACACCUUACUGGAUGAGUCCUGAAGUUAUUUCAAGAUUACCAUAUGGUCCCGAAGUUGAUAUUUGGUCCUUAGGUAUAAUGAUAAUUGAAAUGGUCGAUGGUGAACCACCAUUUUUCAAUGAACCCCCGCUACAAGCCAUGCGUCGAAUUAGAGAUAUGCCACCACCAAAGUUGAAAAAUGCAAAUAAGGUAAGCCCAAGGCUACUGAGAUUCUUGGAGAAAAUGUUGGUUCGAGAUCCAGCGCAUCGAGCUACUGCUGCGCAAUUAUUGGAAGAUCCGUUUUUGAUGCAGGCUCAGAGCCCCAGUAUUCUCAUUCCUCUUAUUCAAGAGUUUAAAAUACCUGCCAGAAAUUGAAAUUUCAGAGCUUUUAUUCAGGUGUGGAAAAUGUAAGAAGUAAAGGAAUUGAUUUCUUUCGCAUUGAAAGAGAGUAACCGGAAUUAGCAAAAAAGUGGAUAAUCAAGUUACUUGACCAAGUAUAUGUGUCACGAUUACUAGUAAUUUUAGCGAUAGAAAAUUAUCUAAUUGUUAUUCAAUUAUGCGAUCUAGUAGUAUUACAAAACUGAUUUCAUAAGUUUAUUUAAUAUUUAAAUACUACAAGGAGCCGAUGAAACUUAUAAUAAGUGCCUUUAAAAAAUUACCUCGUUAAUUGGGAAUUGUACAAAUUGCGUCGUUUCCAUUUUAUGGUAUUGACGUUGUAAAAUGAAGCUUACUGAAAUUCAUGGAAUUUCAAACUCCGUGAAUAGGAACUUGAUUAGUGAAAUUUUCAAGAUGUUAAGCUACGAUUAUCUACUCGUUUUGGGGAUAAUCCACAUUUAUAAAAUUGUAUUUUAUCACUGUCAUUGAGCUUUUACAGUUUUGAUGCGUUUCAUAAUCUACUCGUCGAGUAUCUAAAUGAGCUUCGACUUCCGUGAUCGUUAAUCAGUACUUAGCAUUUAUUUUUUAAACGAUUUAUAUUGCACCUGAAGUUCUCAGAUCACGAAAAGGAAUCUUCAACUUCACUCUUUACUGAAUUUAAAGAAUCUGUAUUAUUUUUUUUUACAAAUAUUUCUCAGAAGAAAUAAAACCGAUUGACCACAGAAUUUUACAUUCCGCAAUGAAAAUGAGCAUGUGAUAUUUUAGUUGACAAAUUCAUUAUGAUAAACGAGAUAGAUUUUUGUACUGUUUCACAAGUAUAUUUUGUACUACUUAAAAGUUACAAUAUUGUAUUCUUUAUACAAUCAUAUUAUCGCGUGUGAAUCGUUAGUUCUUUCAAGUCGCAAAUGAAACUUUAAUUUUCUGUACAAGAAAUCGAGUUAUUUGCUUGACUGUAAUCUUGCCUUGAUUUCACAUUCGUCUCUAGAGCAUUUAAACACUGUAUUGACCGCAACUUGAAGUGAUACUGCAACGUAUUAAAAACAAGAUGUCAUGUAAAUAAAAAUAUGAAGAUUUAUUUAGAGCGCGUUACGAAGACUAAAAAAAUGUAUAGAACUUAACAAUUAUUGUUUCAUACUUAGGCAAUACUAAACUUAAUUUUAAACAAGUUUACAUCUUAGAUUUAUUUAAGACGAUAUUUUUAAAAAUGAAGCAUUUUAUUAGUACGUUGUUAAAAGUGAUUUGCUGUAUAUUUUCGUAUCUUACAAAUUUAAAUUUGUAUAAUUUUUGUCAUACUUCACAUUCUGUUUCGUUAUUUAUUGUAAAAACAGAACGAGUUAAUGGAUUAAUUAUUUGGAGUUGACGAAGAGUUUUUUUACGCAGAAUAUGCGUAAGACAAUUAAAUACUUACGUAAACUCGUGAUACUCGUGAUGGUAGUAAUUAUUACCUUUAUUCGGUAAAACAUUAUUACUGUAUUUAAUUGAUUUAUCAAUAAGCGCAGAAAAGAAGUAAAAUAUUAAUCAUUAUAGUUUAACGUUGAAAGCUGUAUAUAAUUUUGCUUCACUUUGAACGAGUGAAAGAGAAAGAAAAAUCAUGUUAUGUAAGUGUCAAUGAAUCUAAUAAAUUGUUUGAUGCAUAUAA
Molecule: messenger RNA, 4149 nt
Organism: Trichogramma pretiosum
Lineage: Eukaryota; Metazoa; Arthropoda; Insecta; Hymenoptera; Trichogrammatidae
Product: serine/threonine-protein kinase PAK mbt-like
Exons: 5
Coding region: 480-2510 (676 amino acids)
Biological process (GO): intracellular signal transduction; protein phosphorylation; regulation of MAPK cascade
Cellular component (GO): cytoplasm
Molecular function (GO): protein serine/threonine kinase activity; ATP binding
Source: RefSeq, a predicted model, not a curated record